Drosophila hydei is the source of this 2088-nucleotide messenger RNA. It is a transcript of the gene kn, whose product is annotated as transcription factor collier. NCBI's taxonomy places the organism in Eukaryota, Metazoa, Arthropoda, Insecta, Diptera, Drosophilidae. The transcript is spliced from 11 exons. The record is from RefSeq and is a predicted model, not a curated record. Gene Ontology annotation, molecular function: DNA-binding transcription factor activity, RNA polymerase II-specific; RNA polymerase II cis-regulatory region sequence-specific DNA binding. Bases 290 to 1954 code for a protein of 554 amino acids. Gene Ontology annotation, biological process: regulation of transcription by RNA polymerase II.
ACAACAACAACAAACAGCUUUUUGUGCUCAGUGUCAAAUCGUGGCAAUAAUUGCAGCAGCGCCAUCGCCAACAACAGCAUUCACAACGGCUGCCACAAUUGCCCCAACACCUGCCGCGAGCAACUACACAAAGGUGAACGACUAUCCGUACGCUGAUCUCCAUCAGCAUCAGCACCAUCACUUCGCUAGCACAGCGCCCCUGACCAGCGCCGAGAGCUUCAAGCUGCGCUCCGAGGAGCCGGUGCCGGGCUUCAGCUCGGCCUCGCCGUGGCCCACUUUGGAGCUGGGCAUGGAAUGGGGACGCAAGCUCUAUCCCACCGCGGGCCCCCGAUCCGCUGGCGGCUUGAUGUUCGGCCUGCCGCCCUCAGCGGCGGACAUGAACCAGCCACGCGGACCGAUGACAUCCCUCAAAGAGGAGCCGCUGGGCGGCCGCUGGGCCAUGCAGCCGGUCGUCGAUCAAAGCAACCUGGGCAUUGGACGCGCCCACUUUGAGAAGCAGCCGCCCAGCAAUUUGCGCAAAUCGAAUUUCUUUCACUUUGUGAUUGCGCUCUACGAUCGCGCCGGGCAGCCCAUCGAGAUAGAGCGAACGGCCUUCAUCGGCUUCAUCGAGAAGGACUCCGAAUCGGAUGCCACAAAGACCAACAAUGGCAUCCAGUAUCGCCUGCAGCUGCUCUACGCGAAUGGUGCCAGACAGGAGCAGGACAUAUUCGUGAGGCUCAUCGAUUCAGUUACCAAAGCAGCCAUCAUCUACGAGGGCCAGGACAAGAACCCGGAGAUGUGCCGUGUCCUGCUGACGCACGAGGUGAUGUGCAGCCGCUGCUGUGAUAAGAAGAGCUGUGGUAACCGCAAUGAGACGCCAUCGGAUCCCGUCAUUAUCGAUCGCUUUUUCCUCAAGUUCUUCUUGAAGUGCAAUCAGAACUGUCUCAAAAAUGCUGGCAACCCACGGGACAUGAGAAGAUUUCAGGUUGUUAUCGCCACCCAAGUGGCCGUUGAUAGAGAACUGCUGGCCAUCUCGGACAAUAUGUUCGUGCACAAUAACUCGAAGCACGGACGCCGCGCCAAGCGACUGGACACAACGGAAGGUACAGGCAACACAUCCCUGUCCAUAUCCGGUCACCCCCUAGCGCCCGACAGUACCUACGAUGGCCUCUAUCCACCUUUGCCCGUGGCCACGCCCUGCAUCAAGGCGAUAUCGCCCAGCGAGGGCUGGACCACAGGUGGCGCCACAGUCAUCAUCGUGGGCGACAAUUUCUUCGACGGCCUGCAAGUGGUCUUCGGCACAAUGUUGGUCUGGAGCGAGCUGAUCACGUCGCACGCGAUACGGGUGCAGACACCGCCGCGACACAUACCCGGCGUGGUCGAGGUGACGCUCUCCUACAAGAGCAAACAGUUCUGCAAGGGCUCACCCGGACGCUUCGUCUAUGUCUCUCUCAAUGAACCCACAAUCGACUACGGCUUCCAGCGACUGCAGAAGCUGAUACCCAGGCAUCCCGGCGACCCGGAGAAGCUGCAGAAGGAAAUCAUACUAAAGCGCGCCGCAGAUCUCGUCGAGGCACUCUACUCCAUGCCCAGAUCGCCCGGCGGCUCCACCAGCUUUAACUCGUACGCUGGCCAACUGGCGGUGAGCGUGCAGGAUGGCAGCGGCCAGUGGACCGAGGAUGACUAUCAGCGCGCCCAAUCGAGCAGCGUCAGCCCACGCGGCGGCUACUGCAGCAGCGCCUCAACGCCACACAGCUCGGGCGGCUCAUAUGGCGCCACGGCAACCACCGCUGCCGUUGCAGCCACAGCCAAUGGCUAUGCGCCCGCACCGAACAUGGGUACGCUCUCCUCAUCGCCAGGCAGCGUCUUCAACUCAACUUCAAGAGUCAGCAGCUUGAGCUUCAAUCCAUUUGCCCUGCCCACCUGCAACACACAGGGCUAUAGCACCAGUCAGCUGGUGACAUCCAGUAAAUAAUAUUAUUAUUAAGGUAGUCGGAUGUCCUUGCUGAAGUAGCACACACACUCACACACACGCACACACACACACACACACAUCCAAAAGUAACCAAUGAAAAUGAAACAAAAACAAAAAGACGCUCGAAAGUGCAA